Molecule: messenger RNA, 1992 nt
Organism: Cryptomeria japonica (Japanese cedar)
Lineage: Eukaryota; Viridiplantae; Streptophyta; Pinopsida; Cupressales; Cupressaceae
Product: probable sugar phosphate/phosphate translocator At3g11320
Exons: 4
Coding region: 661-1656 (331 amino acids)
Cellular component (GO): Golgi apparatus
Molecular function (GO): antiporter activity
Source: RefSeq, a predicted model, not a curated record
GUAGCCCUUCAAAAAUAUUGACCUUCAACCCCCAUUGGGUGGAGGGAAGUAGCCAACAAAGCAUCUCGGACAAAGCAAAUGCCAAAUUUCUUGGGUCAUAUUCACAUGCUUCCAUGGAGGAUGGCACAUCCGGUGAUUUCUUGCAGAUUCAUUUACUGCAUAUAAAACGCUCAUUUGGUUUCCAUUUCUCGAGCCAAGAAUUGAGGGUUUAUCCCACGAUCAAAGUCGCCAUCCAAUUACAUCGUCUCUAUUCUCUUAUAACGUCAUUCAUUUUGGCUAUUUAACACACAUCAACGAGAUCAAAGCUUACGAGUUCCCACAGAAGCCUCCACUGAAUUGUGGAGUACUCAAAGAAACCUCCUUUGAAUUGUGGAGCACACACAGAAGCCUACAUUGAAUUUGCUCAGCAUCCAUAGACACCUUCAUUGAAAUAUCAGUACCCACAGAAACCUUCAUUGAAUUCACAAAUACCCAGAGCAGUCCUCAUUUGAAUCAACGGAUACCCUCUUAAGCGUCCAUCAAAUUGAGCAAUACCCACAUUAGUCUCCAGUGAAUUGAGCAAUACCCACCUAAGUCUCCAUUGAAUUAGUCAACAUCACCAUGGGGAUCUGUGCAGUUUGAAGCUAAACAGAUCUGUAAUCAGUUUAAGGGGAUCUGAAAAUGGCGAAUCCUCUGGCCCAGGAGAAGGAAAAGCUUCUACCUUCGGUCAGGGGAUCGAAUGCCUCCAAGCAGUCUGCAAGCUCUUCUAGCAGGGUCUUCACCAUAGGCCUAGUGGGUGCCUGGUAUUGCUCAAAUAUAGGGGUACUGCUACUGAACAAGUACCUGCUCAGUAACUAUGGGUUCCGAUUCCCUAUCUUUCUGACCAUGUGCCAUAUGACAGCCUGCUCUUUGCUGAGCUAUGUGGGCAUAGUGUGGAUGAAGAUGGUGCCAAUGCAGGCAAUUAGGUCAAGAGUGCAGUUCAUGAAGAUCUUUGCAUUGAGUGUGAUUUUCUGCACAUCUGUUGUGGGCGGGAAUAUCUCGCUGAGGUAUCUGCCGGUGUCUUUUAACCAGGCAGUUGGGGCGACUACGCCAUUUUUCACAGCAGUCUUUGCAUAUCUCAUGACUGUCAAGAGAGAGGCCUGGCUGACAUAUCUUACGCUUCUUCCUGUUGUCACAGGCGUCAUCAUUGCGAGUGGGGGUGAGCCGAGUUUUCAUCUGUAUGGCUUCAUAAUGUGCAUUUCAGCGACUGCUGCAAGAGCUCUCAAAUCUGUGCUUCAAGGGCUUCUGCUAUCUUCUGAAGGGGAGAAGCUAAGCUCCAUGAAUCUACUGCUUUAUAUGGCUCCUAUUGCAGUAGUAGUUCUGCUACCUGCAACAUUGUUUAUGGAACCUAACGUGCUGGGGAUAACCGUAGCACUUGCAAGGCAGGAUUCAAAGAUAAUUUUUUACCUCCUUUUCAAUUCAGCCCUAGCUUAUUUUGUGAACUUAACCAAUUUUUUGGUCACCAAGCACACAAGUGCUUUAACUCUCCAGGUACUAGGCAAUGCAAAGGGAGCUGUGGCAGUAGUUGUCUCCAUCUUGCUCUUCAGAAAUCCUGUAUCUUUUAUAGGCAUGCUUGGUUACACCCUUACAGUAAUUGGGGUAAUUCUUUACAGCGAAGCGAAACGGAGAUUCAAAUGAUGUUGAACUUAAAAUUAGGGGGAGUUCUUGGGCUCUUCAGUGCUGGAAUAUGCCCUUUGGAGGAAGUGUCAUCUGCCCUUCAAAGUUGAUCAAGAGAUGCAUUGUAUACUGUAAUUUUUCAUUGGAAGCGAGAAAAAUAUUUGAUUUGAAUUUAUGGGAGGCCAAAAGAAAAUAUAAAGAAGUAGGAGCUGCUUUUUGGUCUGCUUUGUGCCAUAUGAUCUGACAGGAAAAUGUCAUUUCAUUUCUUUAUUCUUUUUGAGGUCAACAGAUUUCCGUUGGCAAUUCACAUGUCAUUUUUGCAUUUAAUCAAUGAAAAACAUUCUUGUGUUGUUUCGA